UUUUGUGUUUCUUCGGUGCCCUAGCCGCUUUCUCUCAGCAAUUGCGUUGACCUCUUCAUCUCUGUGAGUUGAUGGAUAAUCAAGUAACAAUCAGAUUUGUUGUGUUUCUUGCUUGAUGGAAAGCCGAUAGAAAGCUACAGUGAAGUUCUAAAUUUUUUGGUGCGUUGGGCAUGAAGGGGCAGUUGACGGAGGCUGUGAGGAGAUGGCCUUAUUGCGUGGUCCUGUUUGAUGAAGUGGAGAAAGCCCAUCCGGCAGUGUUCAAUACUUUGCUGCAAGUUUUGGACGAUGGCAGGCUAACCGACAGGAAAGGUCGUACAGUAGACUUCACGAUCGUCAUGACCUCGAACCUUGGAGCCGAGUAUCCUCUAAGAGGAUUGAGCAGGAAUUGCACCAUGGAAAGCGCUCAUGAGUUGGUGAUGCAAGAGGUGGAAAUAGUCCGAGCCGGAGCUGUUCAACAGCCUAGACGAGAUAGUGGUCUUCAACCCUCUCUCCCACGACCAGCUGAGGUCCAGGUCAAUGUCGUUGUGAAGUGCCUGGCAGACACCAUGGGCGUCACGGAAGCAGCACUUGAUGUCAUACUGGCCAGAGUUAUGAUCUAGUAUAUGGUGCCCCCCUAUACAAAGGUGGCUGGAGAAGGGGGUGGUGACUGAGGUCUUGAAGAUACUGGUGACGGAGGAGAUAUAUGAGAACUCAGCUGUGUUAGUCGACGCCGCAAUAGAUGGAACGCCGCUAACGUACCGGGUUGAGAAGAAUGGAGGGAACAUAGUGACCGGGGAGAAGUUGGAUACAUUGAUCCAGAUCCCUAACGAGGGCUAUCGGAUGUGGCCCGCGCGGUAAAGAGGAUGAAAAUCGAAGAGAUGAAUGAUUCUGUUGAAAAUUGAGUGGGUAUUUUUUGCUAGUUGUUUUUUGGCUGUGUUUUAUGAAUUUUAGAGUAUGAAAAUAAAAAUAAAAUAUUAUUAAUAAUAAUUAUUUAAUAAAAAUGUUGAAUUUUGAAUCAA
Messenger RNA from Salvia hispanica, 998 nucleotides. Its product is annotated as putative carboxylesterase 2. The record is from RefSeq and is a predicted model, not a curated record. Lineage: Eukaryota; Viridiplantae; Streptophyta; Magnoliopsida; Lamiales; Lamiaceae. Gene Ontology annotation, molecular function: hydrolase activity.